ACUGCCCAGGCAGGGAUAGCGAGGCGGUCAAGGGAGAGGGCAGGUGGGCUGCUAGUUCUUGGAAGGGCUCAUUAAUGAAAACCCCCAAGUCUGGCCACCUGGGGGAAGGCUCACGGGUCCCCUGUGUAGCUGAUAAGGGCCAGGAGAUUCCACGGCUCAGGUAGUUCCCCCGCCCCCCUGGAGCUCUGUGGUCACCAUUAAUCAUUUCCUCUAACUGUGUAUAUAAGAGCUCUUUUGCCAGUGAGCCCAGUACUCAGAGAGAAAAGCUAAGGUCCUGAGGAAGAUGUGGCUGCAGAGUGCGCUUCUUCUGGGCACUGUGGUCUGCAGUUUGUCAGCACCUACCCGCCUACCCACCCCUGUCACUCGGCCCUGGAAACACGUGGAUGCCAUCAAAGAAGCCCUGAGCCUCCUCAACUGCAGUCAUGACACGCCUGCUAUGUUGAAAGAAACUGUAGAAGUCGUCUCUGUAAGGUUUGACAGCCAGAAGCCGACAUGCUUGCAGACCCGCCUGAAGUUGUUCCAGGACGGUCUACAGGGCAGCCUCACCAAGCUCCAGGGCCCCCUGAGCCUGAUGGCUAGCCACUACCAGAAGAACUGUCCCCCCACCCCGGAAACUGACUGCGAGACAGAGGUUCUUACCUUCACAGAUUUCAAAGAGUACCUCAAGAGCUUUCUGUUUAAGAUUCCCUUUGACUGUUGGGAGCCUGUCCAGAACUGAGGCAGCCAAAGCUCUGGGACCAACUUCUCAGACUGCUGCUUCCCCACUGCCUCCCCCUCCACAACGAUCCAGGAAUGCCAAGAUUUCUGUCUUGAAGGACCAAAGGGUGGCUCACAGUCACAGAGGAGGUGGCACAGACCUUCCUUGAACAUGCUGAUCCAGAUGUGGGCAAUGGAAGACAAAGGAGGGAUAUUUUCUAUUGAUAGGGACCAGUAAUAUUUAUUUAUAUAUUUAUGUUUUUAAAAUAUUUAUUUAUUUAUUUAUUUAUUUAAGCUCACAACUCUAUAUUUAUUCAAGAUGUCUUACCAUAAUAAUAAAUUAUUUAAA
Nannospalax galili (Upper Galilee mountains blind mole rat) is the source of this 1045-nucleotide messenger RNA. RefSeq names its product colony stimulating factor 2 (gene Csf2). Lineage: Eukaryota; Metazoa; Chordata; Mammalia; Rodentia; Spalacidae. Gene Ontology annotation, cellular component: extracellular region. The record is from RefSeq and is a predicted model, not a curated record. Gene Ontology annotation, biological process: myeloid cell differentiation; immune response. Gene Ontology annotation, molecular function: granulocyte macrophage colony-stimulating factor receptor binding; cytokine activity; growth factor activity. Bases 284 to 718 code for a protein of 144 amino acids. The transcript is spliced from 4 exons.